GUUGCACGUAGAGACCAGUGUUGUUUGUCCUGCUCGGAGGACGGCUUGUUUAGAUGAAAAUUAGGUUGCAGCUCGUUGUAUACCGUACAGCGGUAGGAAAGAGGAGUCAACUGUGUUUUAACAACGUUUCGCUUUUGAGUAAUUAACCCGGGAAUUUUGAGUCCGUGAAUAGAUUUCCAACUUUGUAGAACCCGGGUUCUUGCCUUGGUUGUCACCACAACGACAUUUUGGGAUGUUUUACUAGAAGGCACGCAUCUACGCCUCGCUCGAACAUUUCGGUACUCAUUCUCCGAAUUGCGUAACUGUCGAGACAAAAUUGUGAAGAUCUAAACCAACACAUUUUCCCGACAAUAUGGAUUCCGCCAAUCAAGACAUCAAUUUGAACUCUCCACAUAAAGGUCUGGGCACUGACGCGCUCUCAGAUGUGCCAGAGGAGAAAGGGGCAGCGGGUGUGAAUCCAGUGACUCUCCCCCCAGGACUUACAGAGGAGGAGGCAGAGGAAUUGAGACUAGAGCUCACCAAGGUUGAGGAGGAGAUCCACACCUUGCGACAGGUUCUGUCGGCUAAAGAGCGCCAUGCAUCGGAGCUGAAACAUAAACUGGGCCUCAGCACCCUAAGUGAGCUCAAACAGAACAUCACCAAAAGCUGGCAGGACGUCCAGACCUCAAAUGCCUAUGCCACAGUGGCAGAGAAGCUGGGCCAGUGGAAUGAGAAGGUUACAGAGUGUGAUAUAUAUCUUUCAGCUUCAGCCACUCUGGAUGACAUUACCAGCUCUGAAGUUUAUAAAAAGACUCAGGAAACACUGUCUCAGGCUGGACAGAAGACCUCGGCUGCCCUCACCACCGUGGGCACAGCCAUCAGCAGGAAACUGGGAGACAUGAGAGCUCUCCCUUUCUCUAACUCCUUUGGUAGCAACUACUCAAUUCGCCAUUCAAUAAGUAUGCCAGCAAUGAGGAACUCUCCAGCCUUUAAAUCAUUUGAGGACAAAGUCGGAAACAUCAAGGAAAAGGUGGUUGGAGGGAGAGCCAAUGGUGAAAGCGCCCACUCUCCCAAUGAGUCGAACUCAGUGCAGGACAACGCUCCGUUCUGAGAGCCCACCCUCCUGACUUAAACACUCAUAUUAUUUCUUUAUGAAUCCUGACUACACCCACACUUCAGUUCUCUCUCCCUCCGUUUCUCUCUUAAUUAUUUUAUCCCUUCUUCCUCUGACACCCCUCCACCUACUGCUAGCAUGUGCUUGCCUGAUCGCACCAUUAAAAACACACCCUACAGGUUCUGUGCCAUGAAAUCAUUACAGGUUGUACAAAAAAAAAUGUUUGAAUCAUUUUAUAUUAUAAACUAUUUUACACUGCUCUGCAUAAAGUUUUUACAUAACUUUUAUCGAUAUAGGAAUAUAAAUAACUAUUUAAACGUUACUGCCAAGCAGCAUUCAUCAGAUAGUAGAAUGGUAAAAAUAAGGUUGCAAGAUGUUAAUCUAAAAGGGGGAGGAUAUUAGAUAACAUUAGAUAACAAAUGCUGCAAUUUUCUAUGCUGCUGAACGUUCGGUUGAGUUAUUUUCUACUCUUAGUACAAUGUGAAUUAAUGCUUUACUGUACACUUGUGAAUGUCUGAUCUUCUCAGUCUGCCUUACACACUCAAAGUGAUCAAACUUUUUUUUCUUUCUAGAAAACUAUACAUCUAGUAGUUUGUUUUCUCUUUAUUCUCUUUGUACCUUUGCUCUUUCUUGCUCUUGUUCAAUUGAAAUUUCAAAUGGAUGAGAAUGUUUUAUUUAUGCUGUGCUUGUCAGAAAUUGCUUGCCUUCGAUUUGUGCCAUGCUAUGUAUGCCAGUUAGCAGAUGCCCAGGUUUGGGAGGGUUACUUUUGAAAUGUAUUCCACUACAGAUUACAGAAUAUAUGCUGUAAAAUGUCAUUUGUAACAUAUUUAGUUAGAUUACACAAGGUCAGUAACGUAUUACAAAUACUUUGGAUUACUUCUUCAGCACUGGUAGAUUUUUUCACUUGUUUUGACUAUAAAAAGUCUGCCAGUACAGAAAGACAAAAUACAUGUUAAAAAUACCUUCUCUGAAAAACCUAAAUAUCUUAUGCAGUGUUGCUUUUAAAACAAGAUUAAUCAAAAUUAUCUUGUUUUACGGAUUUUUUGAUGUUUUACAGGGAAACAAUACAUAAAUUAUAAUCAAGAAUAUGAUUUUUGCCCUAAUAUCAAAGUUUUACUAGUUAAAAGAAAUUAUGAUCCAAUGUGAAGUUUCUUGAUAAUAAAAAUAUGAUUGUGUUUGGUAACAUGUGCAUGUAAAAUGGCUAGAAAUAGCAUUUUAGCUUAGCGUAAAGCUGACAAUUUACACAAGGUUUAUUUCUAUUUCUUCUGCUCCAAACUUCAAACUUACUUCUCUGUCUGCUCGUAUGAAUGUAACACAUCAUAAGAAAGUGUUUCACUGCUGUUCAAAUGCACUUUGGAUCACAUCAUUUAUAUGGAGACAUUUUUCCAUCUGAAAGGACUAAAUAUUAAAUUAAUCAAAUGACAAUAAAAUGCAAAGUAAUCUCUUCAGUAAUCAACAUACUUUUUCAAUGUAACUGUAGUGGAAUACAGUUACUUAUAUUUUGUACUUUAAAUAUGUAAUCCCAUUACAUGUAUUCUGUUACUCCUCAACUCUGCAGAUGCCAUAGACAUUUUGGUGUCAAAAUGUUUCAUGCACCAAAACUAACACAUCAGAAUGUAUUGGAGUAUAUUUCACUAUUGGUAAAUGGUAACUUUUUUCCCCUUCUUUUUUUUUUAUGUUUAUCCUGUUAUUGCAUACACUUUAAUGUGUGUCAUUGGGUGGCCUUGUUUCAGUAUAUUACACAAUGAUUACAUGUUUGACUGGGUGAGAUGUGAGGCAUUUUGUACAUUUGACUGACAGAUGAAGAGGAUUACAUCUACACAGAGCUGCUUGACAUAACCUUCUAUAGGAAUUCACGUGUUAUGCCAUCAUACUAAAUAAGCGGAUACUCCUGUUGUUAAAACAUUCAGAGAGCAGGAACAUUUAUUAAAUAUCUUUAUUAUUAUUAUUUUAACUAGUACGCACACAAAUUAUAGGGGUAGGUUGUUGUUUGGGGAACAGGCACCAUAGCUUUAAAUUAGGUAUCUCAGUCUUGCUGUCCAGAAAUAAAGGCUCUGAUUGUUUCUUUUAAAACAACAGUGGUGUAAUACUUCUCAUGUAUGUUUGUAUAUCAAUAAAGCAUUACUUCAAAUGG
This is a messenger RNA of Xyrauchen texanus (razorback sucker), 3227 nucleotides long. It is a transcript of the gene tpd52l2b, whose product is annotated as tpd52 like 2b. Lineage: Eukaryota; Metazoa; Chordata; Actinopteri; Cypriniformes; Catostomidae. The coding region runs from base 353 to 1090 and encodes 245 amino acids. The record is from RefSeq and is a predicted model, not a curated record. Gene Ontology annotation, cellular component: cytoplasm. The transcript is spliced from 10 exons.